Molecule: messenger RNA, 5048 nt
Organism: Micropterus salmoides (largemouth bass)
Lineage: Eukaryota; Metazoa; Chordata; Actinopteri; Centrarchiformes; Centrarchidae
Product: vinculin-like
Exons: 23
Coding region: 1-3381 (1126 amino acids)
Biological process (GO): cell adhesion
Cellular component (GO): actin cytoskeleton
Molecular function (GO): actin filament binding; structural molecule activity
Source: RefSeq, a predicted model, not a curated record
AUGCCGGUGUUUCACACCAAGACCAUCGAGAGUAUCCUGGAGCCGGUGGCCCAGCAGAUCUCCCACCUGGUCAUCAUGCACGAAGAGGGGGAGGUGGACGGGAAAGCCAUCCCAGAUCUGACGGUGCCGGUGGCGGCGGUGCAGGCGGCAGUCAGCAACCUUGUGCGGGUGGGGAAGGAGACUGUUCAAACCACCGAGGACCAGGUGAUGAAGAGAGACAUGCCUCCUGCGUUCAUUAAGGUGGAGAACUCGAGCUCUAAGCUCGUCCAGGCGGCUCAGAUGCUAAAGGCAGAUCCGUACUCUGUUCCUGCGCGAGAUUACCUGAUCGAUGGGUCCAGAGGGAUACUGUCUGGAACGUCCGACCUGCUCCUUACCUUUGAUGAGGCUGAGGUGCGGAAGAUCAUUCGCGUGUGUAAAGGUAUCCUAGAGUAUCUGACGGUAGCUGAGGUGGUGGAGACCAUGGAGGACCUCAUCACUUACACCAAGAACCUGGGACCAGGGAUGACCAAAAUGUCAAAGAUGAUUGAGGAGAGGCAGCAGGAGCUGACGCACCAAGAACACAGACAGAUGCUAGUCAGCUCCAUGAACACCGUCAAAGAGCUGCUGCCUGUUCUUAUAUCAGCUAUAAAGAUUUUUGUCGCAACCAAGAGCAGUCGAGGUGCCGGCGUUGAGGAGGCAGAGAGGAACAGAAGAUUUACCUUUGAAAAAAUGAGCGCUGAAAUCAACGAGAUCAUAAGAGUCUUACAGCUCACCACGUGGGAUGAAGACGCCUGGGCCAAUAAGAAGGAUAUGGAGGCUUUGAAGAGAUCUUUGGCUUUGAUUGAGUCAAAGAUGGCACAAGCUAAAAGCUGGCUCAAGGACCCCCAUGGACAACCAGGAGACCCCGGUGAGGUUGCGCUGCGUGUGAUACUGGAUGAAGCUGGUAAGGUGGGAGAGCUGUGUGCUGGGAAGGAGAGGAAAGAUAUACUGGCAACCACUAAGGCUCUGGGGCAAAUGACUGACCAGAUUGCAGAUCUACGAGCCAGAGGCCAGGGCCCAACCCCGGGUUGCAUGCAGCGUGCAGGCCAGUGUUCACAGGGCUUAGACUUGUUAUUUGGCAAAGUGGACAGUGCUGCCCGCAGAUUGGAGGCUCUAAUCAAUGCCAAGCAGGCCAUUGCCAGGAGGCUGGAUGCUGCACAGGCCUGGCUAGCUGAUCCUAAUGGUGGUCCUGAAGGGGAAGAGAACAUCAGAGCACUACUAGUGGAGGCCAAACGUAUCGCUGACCUGUGUGAAGACCCCAAAGAGAGGGAUGACAUCCUGCGCUCCAUCAGUGAGAUCGCAGGCCUCACCGCCAGACUUGUGGAGCUACGCAAACUGGGUAAAGGUGAUAGCCCGGAGGCCCGUGCAUUGGCAAAGCAGAUUGGGGCGGCUCUGCUCACCCUGCAGUCCAAAACCAACCGGGCCGUAGCCAACAUGCGACCAGCCAAACCUGCCGUCACCUUGGAGGGCAAGAUGGAGCAGGCCCUCCGCUGGGUGAGCAACCCCGGAGUGGACGACAGAGGAGUAGGUCAAGCAGCAAUCAGAGGAAUGGUUGGAGAAGGGAGGAGGCUGGCAGGAGGCCUGUUAGGACCGUAUCGACAGGAUAUGAUUGGACGCUCCGACCGAACUGAGGCUCUAAUGACAUCCUUGGCAGACAUGGCUGGCAGGGGCGAGGCUGAGUCUCCUCAUGCACGAGCUACAGCCGCACAACUGCAGGACAGCCUCAAGGACCUCAGGCAGCACAUGCAGGAGGUGAUGACCCAGGAAGUAUCCGAUGUUUUCAGUGACACCACCACCCCGAUCAAACUGCUGGCGGUGGCUGCAACUGCUCCUCCUGAUGCCCCCAACAGGGAGGAGGUUUUUGAAGAGCGUGCAGGGAACUUCGAGGCCCACGCAGGUCGGCUGGGGGUGACCGCUGAGAAGGCUGCUGCUGUGGGAACAGCCAAUAAGAGCACAGUAGAGGGCAUACAUGCUGCUGUGAAACAUGCCAGGGAGCUCACACCACAGGUGACCUCUGCUGCUCGGAUCUUGUUGAUGAAUCCUGGAAAUAAAGCAGCGUACGAGCACUUCGACACUAUGAAGAACCAGUGGAUUGACAAUGUGGAGAAACUCACUGGUCUGGUGGAUGAGGCCAUCGACACCAAAUCUCUGUUAGAUGCUUCUGAGGAGGCUAUAAAGAAAGACAUCGACAAGUGCCGAGUUGCCAUGGCGAAUGUUCAGCCCCAAAUGCUCGUUGCCGGGGCAACAAGCAUAGCGAGACGAGCUAAUCGGGUCCUGUUGGUGGCUAAGAGGGAAGUGGAGAACUCUGAAGAUCCGCGGUUCAGAGACACAGUGAAACAUGCGUCAGACAUCCUCUCCCACACCAUCUCACCCAUGGUGAUGGAUGCUAAGGCAGUGGCCGGGAACAUACAAGAUAAAGCUCUGCAAAAAGCCUAUUUGGACUCGUGUCUGAGGAUCCUGGCUUCAGUCGGAAAAGUUAGAGAAGCCUUCCAACCUCAGGAGCCUGACUUCCCUCCUCCACCACCUGACCUGGACCAGCUCCAUGUCAGUGACGAGCAGGCACCACCUAAGCCCCCCUUGCCAGAAGGCGAGGUGCCCCCGCCUCGGCCCCCUCCUCCAGAGGAGAAGGAUGAAGAGUUCCCAGAGCAGAAGGUUGGAGAAGUGCUCAGUGAGCCCAUGAUGGUGGCCGCCAGGCAGCUGCACGAUGAAGCUCGCAAGUGGUCCAGCAAGCCUGAGGAAGAGGAGGCAGUAGAGGAGAGGGAGGUAGAUGAUGAAGAUGAGUUUACUGAUGGUGAGGAUGACUAUGAGCCAGAACUUCUGAUGAUGCCCUCCAACCAGCCUGUCAAUCAACCCAUUCUGGCAGCUGCCCAGUCUCUCCACCAGGAGGCGCGCAAGUGGUCCAGCAAGGGUAACGACAUCAUAGCAGCAGCCAAGCGGAUGGCUCUGCUAAUGGCAGAAAUGUCUCGAUUGGUGCGUGGUGGAAGCGGGAACAAACGAGCGCUGAUUCAGUGCGCUAAGGACAUCGCCAAGGCCUCAGACGAGGUGACGAGACUGGCUAAAGAAGUGGCCAAGCAGUGCACUGACAGACGCAUCAGAACUAAUCUGCUACAGGUGUGUGAACGAAUACCAACCAUCAGUACUCAGCUGAAGAUUCUCUCUACUGUUAAAGCCACAAUGCUGGGACGGACAAAUAUUAGUGAAGAGGAGUCAGAGCAGGCCACAGAUAUGUUGGUUCAUAACGCCCAGAAUCUGAUGCAGUCAGUGAAGGAGACCGUCAGAGAAGCAGAAGCAGCCUCCAUCAAGAUCCGCACUGACGCAGGAUUCACGCUUCGCUGGGUACGCAAGACCCCCUGGUACCAAUAAACAAACCUGGUCACUGAAACUAGUAACACUGUUAUCUUAUCUCUGAUAGCACACACCGGGAGUAGAAGUAGCAACGUGCAUACUCGUCAUGAGUAAACAUGUGCAUUUCUUCAAAGAGGAAACUGCAGGUGAUUUUGAUCCAUUCAUCAUUGUAGUAACCGGAGGCAGUUUAAAAUAUAUAUUUUUGGUAUGUUGUGUUACAAGAGUUUACCCAAAUCCCAGGUAUAUAUUUUUUGCAUGAAAUUUUUUUCUAUUUUCUAAAGGCAAAUUGUGACAUGAAGAUAUGUAUCGCCUAGAGGAAAUUUACUUUUAAUUCAGUUUUUUCCAGUGCGAGUUUCUUAUUGUCUAUUGUAUAUACAGUAAUUAUUUGUUUUAUGGACAACACACACAGCUAUGAGCUUUAUACACUGAGUUUGACACUAAAGUGUGGGCUGGUGAGCUCUCCUUUCUUCAUGUUUACUUUUAGUAAUAACAAUGUUCUUAACUGAAGAUCUAUGAAUUCAAAGGUGAUCAAAGGUGAAUAUCAUCGCUGCUGUCCGGUGAUGUUUCUACUUGAAGAACUAAAAGGUCUUUUGGAUUUAAAGUGUUAUGAUUUACAGGCAAAUGAUACAAGUUUCAGAAGUGAUUGUAUAAUUAGAAAAAAUGUAUGGUUGUCAAUAAAAAGUUUUUUGUUUUUGUUGAUUGCAGGAAGGUUGAUAUUUAAUAGAUAAGAGGUUUUCACUUGACAGUUGCAGUAUGAGUGACAGUAAGCGUAAAGGUCGAGGUGAGGCGAGAUGUUUUGAAUUCUUUGUUUUAACUUUAUUUAACUUUCACAGUGAGAGAUGCCAAAGGAUUUGUUUUAACAUUACUAUAAGCUUAAUAAAGUUAUCUUAACAGUCAGUAAAAAUCCAGGUAAUUGCAAACAACAGGACAGGCCAUUUUCUUUAGAGAACCUGGAGAACCUUUUUGAGGUCUGUUAUUUUUUCAGAGAAUGUUUACUCUCACAUUUUAUAAACUAAUUGUAGUGUUUUUUCUGCACUAUCUAUGUAACAGUUGAACUGUUUGGAUUUCUUAAUUUAUCUAAAUUCAUCAAAAACAUUGAUUUUAGACUUUUCUCUAUGUGUGAGCUCAGCAGCCCACCUGUGAAUGCUCUGACUCAUAUCAUUUUAAGAUUUAAGGUCACAGAUUUUCUAGACAACCCCGGUGGUUUGAGAAUAAAAACAACCUUUUUUUAUGUGACAUCAGUCACUGAUGCCAGUCUAGCAGUCUAGUUUUAGGGAUUUAUGACUGCUAACUCAAUAUUGUGCGCGUCAGAUCAGUGAAUGCAUAUUUUCAUUCCCUAAACACCAUUUCACCGUUUUUUUUUGUUUUUUUUUACAGUGGCUGGACAAAUGUAACUGUUAAAUGGAUAAUGUGUGUGUGUGUGUGUGAAGCCUCUUCAGUUAAACAGUAGCUAAUUAGUGAGCCGACAGUGUGCUCCAACAGCGGCACAGAAUUUUAACUGCAUUUUCAUCUUUAUUUGGGCCUACUGAGCAUGUAGCAGCCGCUGACCCCUCACUCAGAGCCACAGGGUGUACUUCUGUGUGUACUUGAUGUGUUCAUUCACACCCUGAAUGUAUUCAGAUAGCUUCUAGCCCUGCCAACACAUCUGCUGUGCCUUGGAAGAAUAAAAGACUAUAAUGACCGGG